Messenger RNA from Porites evermanni, 324 nucleotides. NCBI's taxonomy places the organism in Eukaryota, Metazoa, Cnidaria, Anthozoa, Scleractinia, Poritidae. The record is from the annotation of a GenBank genome assembly.
AUGGCAGACGCCACCGAUUGCCAUGGCAACUGGAUAUUUUCCGGCCCUGAUGGUAUUAAACCUUUUGCACGUUACGAACUGCGUGACACAAGCUACAUUGGUCACACAACUUUCUCACGUGAACGCACAAGUGACGUCAGACAUAUGUGGCGUGCCCCGUGGUGGUCUGCUAAUUUUCCGGCCAAAAGUGGCGGGGUUGGUGCUAUUGGUUGGAACACGUGGUCUUACAAUGACUGGCGACUGCUAAAAAGCGGGAAUCAGAUUAGAUCUGGACCAUUCCGUACAGCUGUUGCACAUCGAAUCGUUAACGAAGGAGUGUAUUGA